AUUUAAUGUGCACGGUUGUUACUCCAGUGCCCUAACGUCGAAGUCCAAAGGUCUGGCAACAUCAAAAUCUCUUGGUGAAUGGAUGAAUGAAUGAAAUAAGAAGAAAUACAAUAUUUACAUCCACCUGAACUCUACUCAUAUUCGUUAUAUUCCUUGUUCUUAUAAUUAUGUCUAUUUUUUGCUCCAUUGUUUUCAGAUUUUCCGUGACAUCACUGAGGCCUUGACACCAGUAGUUUACAUUUGUAAAAAGGGGUUUUGGGCAAAACCAAAUUUCUUCGCAAAUGUUUAAACAAUUUCCAACUUUCUUCACAAAGACAAAGAAAUUGCACUGAACUAAUAAAAUAAUUACAAAUGAUCCCGAAUAUCUGCCAACAAUCUAGUGAUGUGGUCAUAAACAAAUUACUGGUCCAUUUCACCAGGCAACACUUAGAAAUAAGACUAUUCUAAGAUGACCUAGUGCAGUUGAAAAAAAAAAAAAACUAAAUUAGACCUUAUACGGUUGCCCCAACAGUCCAGGGAUCCACAUCUGCGACCUUGUAAUCAACAUCGAUUUUACCAGAUGUUGACACUUGAUGCUUUAUUGCAUUAAGGGUAUGGCAAUCAAGAGAAAUUAUUUCUCUUGGCUUAUUUAAAUCGAGAACAAAACAGUGUUAAGUCAUUAUUUAUACAAAUAUUUUUAUCCAUUUGCUUUAUAAAUUAUUUUGGCAAACAUUCAUGUUUAAAAACAAUUAAAUGGAAUCGUAAAAUAUAAAGAAAAACAGAAUUAUAAUUUUCUUUAAAUUAUCUCUUUUUUCCGGCUCAUGUUCUAGAACACGGUUUUGAGCAGGGCUGCAACAAAGAGGUAAAUGCUCGGGUCCCAUCACCGAGAGUCGGGAAAACGUUGUGUUGCGGAAUUUGAAUUUUUGUGGAUUCAAUGCAACGCCCACUAUCAAACAAAAGGGUUUACUCCAUCAGUUCCCGAUAUGCCAAAAUCAUGCAGGCAACCCCAGUAACACAACCAUCUCUGCGCCAAACAGCUUACAACAACUUCAUUGGUGUUAGUGUCAGUCGCACACCUACAUAGUCAUACUACGCCUUUGAUGUACACAGUUGUUACUCUAAUGCCCUAUCAUCGUUGUCACAAGGAUUGGCAAUACUAACAUUUCUCCUUGAAUGAAUGAAAUAGUCGUCUUAUGCUAGGAACACAAUUGGAGCGAACGACGAAUUUCGCCCUACGCGGCGACAAAAUGAGCCGCGAAAAUUCGUCGACUGAUGAAGUUGUUUACUUUUUGCUCAUUUGUUGACUACAAUGAAUUAUACAAAAACACAUAAUUCUUUACGUUCUCUAUUAUAAUUUCACUUAUGUCCAUCUUCUCUAUUAUAAAUUCACUGAUAUCCAUCUUCACUCAGGCGCAAGUACACAAAUAAAUAAACAAAUUAAUUAUGUUUUUUUAUACGAGUAACAGAUAGUAGAGUGACCAUAACAAAUUUUAAAGUAAAAAGUAACUUUAUUUACUAAAACACAUAAAAUUCGUACAAGUAUGGCCACCUUGUACUGUUUUGUUCGCCGGUCGCCGGCGUAUGAAAUAGAAAUAAAGCUAAUUGAGUUCGCGGCGACCGACGAAAUUUUCGCCGGUGCCGUGAUUGUGUGCACUUCCAUAUACACAUAUGUGUUUUAUUUUUGACGACGAACAUACGCCGCGAAAAAAUUCGUCGUUCGCUCCAAUUGUGUUCCUAGCAUUACGCAUUUAAUGUGCACGGAUGUUAUUCUAGUGCCCUAACAUCGAAGUCCAAAGAUUUUCCGUGACAUCACUGAGGCCUUGACACCACUAGAUUCCAUUUGUAAAAAGGGGGUGUAUAAGUUCGAUAUGUUCCACCACUUUCCAAUACUCGUCAAUCACGGAUGCUAAUUGGCACACUGGCAUCUCCUCUACAAUUCCCUUGGCGGAUCGCCGCUGGGUAUUGGUUGUUGGCGGUAGGCUCACCUUGUUCUCAUUGGAAGUAGUUGUAGUUGUAAUAAUAUACAGACAUGGGACCCUCAGCGGUCACUCAGAACCUCUGCGUUUACUUGUCUGUAUUUGCAUAUGUAUUAGAAAUAGACAAGGGAUCCACUGCGAUCACUUAGAACCUCUGCGUUCACUUGUCUCGUAGAAACGGAAGCAUAAACACACGGUAUGUUCGAUAUGUUCCACCACUUUCCAAUACUCGUCAAUCACGGAUGCUAAUUGGCACACUGGCAUCUCCUCUACAAUUCCCUUGGCGGAUACCGUAGUGAGCGGAUCGCCGCUGGGUAUUGGUUGUUGGCGGUAGGCUCACCUUGUUCUCAUUGGAAGUAGUUGUAGUUGUAAUAAUAUACAGACAUGGGACCCUCAGCGGUCACUCAGAACCUCUGCGUUUACUUGUCUGUAUUUGCAUAUGUAUUAGAAAUAGACAAGGGAUCCACUGCGAUCACUUAGAACCUCUGCGUUCACUUGUCUCGUAGAAACGGAAGCAUAAACACACGGCCUCUGUCGCCACCCCAAUUACUAAAGGCAACACCUCAGAAAUAAGACUAUUCUAAGAUGAUCUAGUGUAUUUGAAAAAAAAACUAAAUUAGACCUUAUACGGUUGCUCCAACAGUCCAGGGAUCCACAUCUGCGAGCCGGGAAAACGUUGUGUUGUGGAAUUUGAAUUUUUGUGGAUUCAAUGCAACGCCCACUAUCAAACACAAGGGUUUACUCCAUCAGUUCCCGAUAUGCCAAAAUCAUGCAGGCAACCCCAGUAACACAACGAUCUCUGCGCCAAACAGCGUACAACAACUUCAUUGCUCGAGAGCGCCGCCGGCAAUUGAUUUGACCACGCAACAAUACAUCGAUUAUUGAUGAGUGCCCCGUUCAAGGACUGAUGUGCGUGGUACUACUUUACACACGUGGGGAACUCCCACUCCCUGAUGUCUCAAGGCCGGGCUAACAUUCCCGUCCCAAAGUGAGCGUCCCAUGGUAACGGGAGCGUGUAAAUUCUUCAGGUGUUAGUGUCAGUCGCACACCUACCUAGUCAUACUACGCCUUUGAUGUACACAGUGGUUACUCUAAUGCCCUAUCAUCGUUGUCACAAGGAUUGGCAACACUAACAUUUCUUCUUGAAUGAAUGAAAUAGUCGUCGUAGGCAUUUAAUAUGCACGGAUGUUACUCCAGUGCCCUACCAUCGAAGUCCAAAGGUCUGGCAACCAACAUCUCUUGGUGAAUGAAUGAAAUAAGAAGAAAUAGAAGGGGUUUUGGGCAAAACACGAAUUUCAAAAUUUCUUCGCAAAUGUCUAAACAAUUUCCAACUUCCCUCACAACGAUAAAGCCAUUGCAACGAACUAUUAAGAUAAUUAAAAAUAAUCCCGAAUAUCUGCCAACAAUCUAGUGAUGUGGUCACAAACAAAUUACUGGUCCAUUUCACCAGGCAACACCUCAGAAAUAAGACUAUUCUUAGAUGACCUAAUGUAUUUGAAAAAACUUUAAGCCUUAUACGGUUGCUGCAACCGUAACCAACACCGAUUUUACUAUAUGUUGACACUUGAUGCUUUGUUGCAUUAAGGGUAUGGCAAUAAGGAGGUAAAUUCUCGGGACCCAUCGCCGAGAGUCGGGAAAACGUUGGGAUGUGGAAUUUUGAAUUUUUGUGGUUGAGUACAAUUACUAAAAAAAUAUUCAUUAUCAAUUGUUUUUUUUUUUCUACACACUUCAAGGAUUCAAAGCAACGCCAACUAUCAAACACAAGGGUUUACGCCAUCAGUUCCCGAUAUGCCAAAAUCAUGCAGGUAACCCCAGUAACACAACGAUCUCUAUGCCAAACAGCGAACAACAACUUCAUUGAUUUUCCGUGACAUCACUGAGGCCUUGACCCCAGUAGUUUACAUUUGUGAGAAGGGGUUUUGGGCAAAACACGAAUUUCAAAUUUCUUCGCAAAUUUCUAAACAAUUUCCAACUUUCCCCACAAAUAUAAAGCCAUUGCAGUGAACUAUUAAAAUUGUUGAAGCGAGUUCAGUUUCCGCAUUUUACAACCUGAGGGGAUUGACACCGCAGACAUCGUUCUAACCCGCUAAUACAGCCCACUACUGGUCAUCACCCCCUGACUUGUACAUGGUCCUUCAAGAGCCGUGAAAGAAGUGAAGGAAGAUUUUUUUUUGAAUUAGAUCCGCCGCUAAAUACAUAUUACCCUUGGAAACUAAUUCUCGUUUGACAUGGAUGAGAGGAUUCAACGCAAUGCCCACUAUCAAACAAAAGGGUUUACUCCAUCAGUUCCCGAUAUGCCAAAACCAUGCAGUUAACAGAAAUAGCAAUAUGAAUACCAGAUCGGCCAGUGCACCAGGUAGUCCUAUCAUAGGGCACCUCAGCUGUAACUGUUAGCAAUGCCACUAAUGCAGCCCACAGCAUUCUAACUUCCACAUCAAAUGUUAUGACAACAGCUCAUAAUGUACCCCUUACCAUCCAUAGUGUCUUUACGGGGGCUACAAUCCCUCCUACGUCGAACCAGAAUAAACCAGCAACUUCCGCCUUAUCAUCAGCUGCGCCACAAAUUCCCUCCGCCAUACAAGAAGCCUCAAACUCUUUCAAUACCUCAUUUUGGUCGCAUGGAAGCGUUGCAUUGCCAAGUUACAGUGUCUUGACAGGACUGCAACAACUGCAGAUCAGGCCUGGGGUUCCGCCAGCAGAUCUAGUAGUCAGUGCAGGGGUCAAAGAGAUCAUUAACUCGGCCAUCGCCUUGUCACAACCGUCAGCAAGAAGAAGAGAGGUUGAGAGCUUUAUACCACGUAUUGCCGAAGCCAACGCGUUCUUUGUUGGUGGGUAACGAUUCAGGAAAAAAUUUUUUAAUCAUCUCACUUGACGAUGCCAGCAGCGACACAUGCACAGGACCACUUCUCGUUGGAGUCAGCCAUCGUCAAUUCAGCAGCGUUGGCAUCAGGCUUAAGAGCGAACAAUCGCAUGUAACCAUGGGACAUCCACCACCAUUGUCACAACAAUCGAAUUUUGGUUAUCAUCCAGUUCCGAAGGCAAACCCACAACAACCAAAAACUACAUUUAACCUGCCACCACCAAAUCUUGCAGUACCUCCGCCAAAUUUCGCAUUGCCUUCGGCACGGAGUAUGGAGCCUUCAGAAAUUUUACCGAACAGCUAUCAUCUUCGGUAGCCAGGAAAUUUCCGUUCAGAGCCUUCGGGACGGUUCAAUCUGGAGAAGUGGGGUGUGCAUAUUGACGGUACGGCAAGACUAUGAAUGUCCGGGAAUUCAUUUUCCGAGUAGGAGAACUUAUUAAAGACUAUAAUUGUCCCGAGGAGGAGUUUGUAACGAAUUUUCACAAGCUGUUAAGCCAACUAGCAUUAUAUUAGUACUCUUGAUCCAACAACAGAGAUUUGAAAACGAGUUUCAAAUUCAAAUGCAGAUCCUUAACCGGCGACAGUUACCGGAAAAUACCUUUGAUGAGUACUAUAAUGCCGUUCUUAAACUCGUACCCAGCCAGAGACGAAAGAGAUGUUUGAAAUCAUAAUAGAAAAUCUUGAGUCAGCCCUUGCCCAAAUGAUAUUUUCGGCGCACACUCAAGAUUUGGGAGAGCUCUAUAGACAGGCGAAACGAGGUGAGAGCUUAAUUGCGAUCCAUAGGCAGCAGAGUUAUGCCAUGUCCCAAAGGGUACAUGAGCUUGAUUGGCAACAAAAUGAAGAAUUUUCAGAGGAAAUGGACGUAGAUGCAAUAGUCGUUACAUCUAGAUAUAAAUACUAGACUGUGGAGCGAUGGGACACAGCUAGAUGGAGUGUAUAGUAGAUUUUUUGUUGCAAAUGUGGCCAAGGGGGAUGUUACUGUUCCAGAUAGUACUAGUACUACAAGAACCAACCUCAUUCUGGGCAGGUGCGGUCAACACCAAUCUAAGCAAAGAAAAUACAAAUAGGUUAACUUUUAGCGAUAAGAUAAAAUCUUUAAAAAAAUGAAUGUUAGCAAUUUGAUGCCAGGGUCAGAUUCAAAAGUAAAGUUGAGGGAGCUUAAACCGCUCCAUAUCAGAAUCAAAGAAUACAACGAAGCCAGGGCAAGAAUCUUCGGAGAAGUUUCGAAUAAAUUAAAUAAGGCUCGGGAGAGGUAUAAGAGGAGAAAACGUAUACGGAGAGGGAUCUCCUCAGCAAACCUGUAUGAAGGUGAUGAUACCCGGUUAUAUACGAAAUUGUUUAUUAAUGGGCAGGAAGUAGAGGUUUUAUUGGAUAGCGGAGCAACAGUUUCUUGCUUGGGAAAGAACUGCCUCGUGAAUUGUUUUUAGGCGUAGAUUUCAUGAGAAGUUUACAUUUGUUUGCUCAGGUUGACGGUUUGUCCUUCCAUCAAAAGAGCCUCGGUGAUGCCGCGGAGAUCAAUGAUGUAGAAACAUCAUGCAUUGUCCGAUGAGCAACGCAUUCGUUUGCAAUUGGUGAAGGACAAUUUCAUAUGCUCCAUUCAAUCGACAUCCGCGAUGCAACUCCAGUGAAAGAUAGACAUUAUCCCGUUUCCCCGGAUGUGCAAAAGCUUAUGUAUGCGGAAUUGGAUAGAAUGCUAGACCUAGACGUGAUUGAGGAGAGCGAGAGUCCAUGGAGUCAUCCGGUUACUCUAGUUCGCAAGGGGGACAAGAACUGUUUGUGUCUGGACGCUCGAAAACUCAACGCACUGAAGGUCAAGGAUGCCUACCCAUUGCCACGUAUAGAGGGUCUCUCAGUCGGCUGGGUAAUACCUACUUCACAUCCAGUGUCGUCCUGAAGGAUGUCUUCUGACAAAUUCCAUUGGAUCUUUCAAGUAGAGAGAAAACUGCCAUCACGGUACCCGGACAACCACUUUACCAUUUCAAGGUCAUUCCCUUUGGUCUGUGCAAUGCAGCCCAAAGGUUAUGCCCAUUAAUGGGUAAGGUGAUCCCUGGUGCACUACGUGACAGAGUUUUCGUCUACUUGGAUGAUCUUUUGGUAGUUUCGCCAGACGUCAACACUCACCUGAGGUUGUUAUAGCGGGUGGCAGAUUGCUUGGGUAGAGGUGGGCUCACUAUAAAUUUGACUACGUCGAAGUUCUGCUUCAAGGAACUUAAGUAACUUAAGGCUUAGGUGGAGGUGGAAAAUUAAAACCUGAUACGACAUAGAAGAGGUAUUAAUAGAAAUAAAGUCUUUAAUCGAUUUAGAUUCGUCCGCUUUCAAAUCGGACGAAUACGCCGAGCUUAUACAACGGAAUUCAUCACAGCUUCCCGACUUUAAAGUGAUAGACGCUUUGUGUGCGUGUAUUUUUUUAAUGUCCUUGAGGUUGUCAAAGCAGGCAGUUAUAUUAAAUUAACCAACAAUUGUUUCAUAGAGUCAUAUUUUCAAGCUGGUCUCCACGACAGUUUCCUAAUAUUUAAAGAAAAAGAUCCCGCAGAUAGAUAGUCCAACUAGCAUCUGAUCUAUCAUAACUGGGAUGAAUAUUGCACUAUCCCUUACUUGAAAAUUUAUCUUUUUCAAUCAGACAAAACAACAAACUGGCCAUUCACAAUACAUACAUUGUUACACACUAGAUGUACGAGUUAUUGCACUGACCAAAGGUAAAUAGAAGUGGUUAUGCUAAAUAUUCAAUAUUAUUCAGGCUGAUGGGUAUUGCCAUAACCCUUAUGACUAUGGAUUCCAUUUAAGCUAUUUGUUAAAACAUACAUAAAUAUUUUUUUUAUUGUUCUAUAAACAUACUUUAGAUUUAAUUACCAAAAACAAACAAUAAAUACAAAAUCAAACACACCUACAUAUUUAAAAGUUUUAAAACUGCUUAUACAGCAUUAUUAUAUCACAUAUUUGGACUAUUUUAUUGUUACAGUUAAUUUUCUUUAUUUUAGUUCAUUGGCCAUUGGUUCAUUCACUUUUGCAAUGUUUUUAAGUUUCUUUAACACAUUUAUUUAUUUUGCUUACAUAGCAUUUAAUGUCUACUAGUAACCGACCUACAUUACAAUUAAUUUAUAUCAGCAUUUAUCAAUAGCAUUUUUUAAUUAAUUAUGUUAAGAAAUUAUGUAUAUAAAGACAGCCAGAAAUAAAGAAAAUUCAGUCGUCUUUUGUAGUGACUAAACUAAGAGUUUUAAUUACUAUCUAGGCGGCUUCCUUCAAGUUCAUGUGCUUGGAAGGAAAUUAAUUUGGAUACUAAGUGUCAGUUCAAAUUUAUGUGUUUGGAUUGAAUCGCACUAGAUCCUACUAUCAAAACAUUUUUUGGUGACCCCGAUCAAAACAUUUUUUUUUUGGAGGCCCCGGCGAGAUCGUUUACACACAUCCUUUUGCCCCACAAGUGGUAAAGGAUUUGAAUCGUAAGACGUGAUCGUUUACACACAUCCUUUUGCCCCACAAGUGGUAAAGGAUUUGAAUCGUAAGACGUGAUCGUUUACACACAUCCUUUUGCCCCACAAGUGGUAAAGGAUUUGAAUCGUAAGACGUGAUCCUGACGAUAACUAAACCGAAACAUUUUUUGGUGACGUUAUCCACAAGGUGUGAGGACGUAACGCACGCGUACCAAUUUCAAAAACCCCCUUUUGGAGCUCUGGAGGAAAACCAGGAGGAAAUUGCCGGUAACUAAUCAUCAUACAACAACUGCUGCUACUCGCUGAUAAAUCAACAAACAAUAAUGGCAAACGUUCAAGAGCUUAUUUCUCAGCAAGAAGAAAGAGGCAGCAAUUUCGAAAAAUUCGUCUCUACUAUAAAGAAGGCACCUCUUGAAAGGAGAACGGAAGAGUUCUACAAGAGCAAACUUGAUGAACUAAGGCUGUUAUGGCAGAAUUUUGAGAAGGCAGAAAACAGAAUUCGCGAUGAUCCAUCAUUGUCAGAGGAUGAUCCGUAUAUUGCUCGGAAUCUAUAUAGAACGAUUGGAGAGAAGUUCAGCUUAACAAUGGAAUAUAUAGACGCAGAAAUAAAGAAACUGAGGUCAGCCAAAAGUAAGCCAGUUCCCACCUUGAGAGAGAAAUCGACUGAAGUUGUCGCAGGAGACAAAAUACCUUCCCGUGUUGAUGGGCUUGUCAGAAUGAUAAAUGCUCGAAUGAGUGCCCUUAGUCGUCACUUGCAAGGCUUGGGCACAAUCGAAGCGGAACAGCCGAAGCAAUUUUAUAGCAUCAAAGAAGAUACUAUAAAAAAGCUAUGGAAUCAAAUAACGGAGCUCUACGAUGAAAUAUUGCAGCAGAUUGAAGAUCCAUCGAAAAUUGGAUUAAGUCAAGAAAACUACGAUAUGCUGGAAGAUUCGGUACAAGACAACUUAAUAAAACUUGCAGUCUUGAAAGACAAAUGCAGCGAAACCGUGACCAUUGCACCUCAAUUAGGGAGUGACAUUAUAGCACACAGUUCACUCCCACUACCAAAGGUAACAAUUCCUCAAUUCAAUGGGGAUUGUUUGAAGUGGCGUCAGUUCUAUGAACUUUUCUUGGAGAUGGUAGACAAACAGUCUCUUCCAAGUGUUCAAAAAAUGUGGUAUCUCAAAACCAAUUUGUCUGGCGAGGCUGGCAAACUAUUCAGUCAUCUAUCCUUGACAGAGGAUAAUUACAAAACGGCAUGGAUGUUGCUGCAAGAACGUUAUAACAAUAAGCGGGUUCUUGUUUCCACUCUAGUAGAACGGAUUUUGAGUCAACCAAAUGGAACUUCAUCAACGGCCUCCAUCAAGGCUCUGCAUGACACUACAAAGGAAUGCAUGCUAGCCCUCAACAAUCUUCAAAUCGACACAACGUCUUGGGAUGCUCUAUUGAUUCAAUUGAUCACAAAGAAAUUGGAUCACGCUCUGUACAUACGAUUCAUGCAAUCACUGGCGAAUCCGAAGGAAGUUCCUACUAUGAAAGGGCUGUUUUCAUUUUUGGAACUUCAAUUCGAAUCAAUGGAAUCGAUUGGAAAAGCGGCAUCUACGCACAAGGGUUCAACCAAAACUGUUUCGUCCGUAACAUCAGUGGAGGAUCACAGGAGUUGUAAACUAUGCAAGAACGACUCCCAUCCAAUUUAUCAUUGUAAGAAGUUCUUGGCAAUGACAGAAGGUGAGCGAUUGAAAUGGAUACAGCAACAUAAAUUGUGUGUAAAUUGUUUCAAAUCGGACCAUGCAGCAAAAACUUGUUUUUCUGGCAACUGCAAAAUAUGUAGUAAUAAGCACAAUACACUGCUACAUUUGCCAAAAAAGUCUCAACCGUCGCCGAAGGCCUCAAAUCAAUCACCACCAACAAAAAUCGAUAUCGCACCAGUUAACGUUACUGCAGUUUCUUCGGCAUCAGCAGAAGAUCAGAAAAAUGUAAUUCUAGCAACGGCUAGAGUCAUCAUCAAAGCGACUAACGGUAUGUCAGGCGAAUUUAGAGCGGUGUUAGACUCGGGUUCGCAAGUGAACAUUGUGACGGAAAGACUCAUACAAAAAUUGUCACUUAGAACAGCAGAUGCCUCUUUAUCUAUUUCCGGAGUCGGAAGGAUUCAGAAGAAGGCUUAUCAUCGGGUAAACAUACAAAUGUUAUCAAGCAAUUCUGAAUUUUCCACAAAUUUGGAAGCAUUUGUUUUGCCCACAAUUAUACCUCCGCAACCAAAUCAUGAUUUGGAUAUACAAAACUGGCAAAUUCCCAAGAAUAUUAGAUUAGCAGACCCUAAUUUUAACGUUCAAGGAAAAAUUGACAUUUUACUCGGAGCUGAGUUUUACUUCAGUUUAAUGCAACCAGGCACAAUAAAACUAAAUGGUCAUCAACCCAUACUCCAAAAUACUGCGCUUGGCUGGAUUGUAGGUGGUUUAAUUCAACAAUCGUCAACGGACGACACAUCAGCAGCGCUAACAUGCGCAAUUUUUAGUGAAACAUCACUGGAACAAGCUAUCGAAAAAUUAUGGAAACUUGAGGAAGUGGAAUCAACUGAGAAGGUCAUGUCUCCAUUAGAAACCCUUUGCGAAUCUCACUUCAAUCAACAUGUUAAGACGGAUCAGAAUGGUCGUUUCAUCGUCAGCUUUCCGUUUCAAGAAUCUCCAACAGCAUUGGGGAAAUCACAUGCAAUGGCUUAUAACCGAUUUAUGAGCCUUGAACGCCGACUUCUACAGAAGGAAGAUAUCCGAAGUCAGUACGUUAAAUUUAUGCGAGAAUAUGAACAAUUAGGACACAUGCAAAAGAUUGACGUGUGUACCGUAUCAAAUCCUAAAUAUUUUAUUCCACAUCAUUGUGUUCUUAAGCCCGAUAGUACAACAACAAAACUUAGGGUUGUAUUUGACGCAUCAGCGAAAACUUCAUCAGGUCAAUCGUUAAAUGAUCUAAUGUAUACAGGACCAAUCGUACAAAGUGAAUUGUUUUCUAUUUUGCUGAGGUUUCGAUUGCCAAAAUUCGUCUUCACAACCGAUAUUGAAAAGAUGUACAGGCAGAUUUUAAUGCAUCCCGAUGAUCAAAGGUAUCAGCUAAUUAUCUGGAGAGAGGAUCCAUCUCAUCCAGUCAGUUAUAACAAACUUAAUACGGUCACAUAUGGGACACGUUCAGCACCGUAUCUGGCUACAAAAUGCUUACAAAAGAUUGCAAACGAGAACAUGAAGCAUUAUCCAUUAGGCUCACAAAUGCUGAAAGAUAAUUUUUAUAUGGAUGACGGUCUCGGCGGUGCAGAUAGCCUAAGUACAGCUAUUGAAAUACAAAAGGAGUUAAUAACAAUCUUGAAACAACACGGCUUCAUUCUAAGGAAAUGGUCGUCCAAUACACCAAGAUUGCUGAAGGACAUACCACAUAGCGAUCGAGAAGUGAACCUGGAUCUCAACGAAUCUCAAACAAUAAAGACGUUGGGAUUAUAUUGGAUGCCGCAAGCAGAUCAAUUUUGUGUAAAAACGAACAUUGAUCAUAAUGAAAUCAUAUCAAAACGAGUAGUUACGUCUGAACUAGCAAAAUUAUUUGAUCCGCUUGGCCUACUUGCACCGAUUGUGGUGAAGGCAAAAAUAUUUAUUCAGCAGCUGUGGCAACAUACAUUAGAUUGGGACGAAGCAUUACCCGAAAAACUUUGUGCCACUUGGAAAACAUUUCGAAGGGAAUUGGAAGGUCUCAACAACUUUAAGAUACCGCGACAUGUAUUCUGUGGGGAGAUCCCGACGAAAAUCCAGUUGCAUGUGUUUGCCGAUGUAUCGGAAAGAGCUUUUGGCUCGGCUAUUUAUAUUCGUUUUAUUGGAAAAGAUGGACGAGUCGUUGUACGUCUGAUCUGUGCUAAAUCCAGGGUAGCUCCUUUGAAAAAACAAACUCUACCACGAUUAGAGCUAUGUGCCGCAGUGGUAGCAGCUCAACUGGCUACCAGGGUGAAAAAUGAGCUAAGGCUUCAGUAUAAUCCGAUGUUUUUAUGGACUGAUUCUGAAAUAGUACUCGCCUGGAUAAAAUCAAGGUCCAACGUAUAUAAGACUUUUGUGGCUAAUAGGGUAUCCACCAUACAAAACUUAACAUUGCCAGAACAAUGGAACCACGUUAAGUCAAAAGAAAAUCCUGCCGACAUUUUAUCCCGAGGACUCUCGCCAGCUGAUCUUUCUAAAUGCCGAUUAUGGUUUCAUGGUCCAGUUUUUCUUCAUGGAAAGGAAGAACUAUGGCCGACCAAAUUCUCUCCGCAAGAGGAUAUAACAAAUAGCAUGGAGUUAAAGACUGCAGCUACGACGUCAAUAGUAACUUCUGACAUGCAUCUAAUACAUAUGAUCGAGCACAAAAAUUCAUUCAGGAAGUUACAAAGAAUUUUAGCAUACGUGCUUAGAUUCACCAGCAAUGAACGUAUGCAAAAGGCACACCGGCCUCAACAUAUAACACUGUCUUCCAACGAAUUAGACGACUCCCUUCGUCGAAUAAUUCAAGCCGUACAAUCAUCCGAAUUUGCAGCUGAUAUCAACGCGUUGAAGGCUGAAAAGCAGAUUAAUAAGCAUAGCUCGCUAUGCAGUUUAUCACCGUUUUUGGAUGAUGAAGGCAUUCUUCGCGUUGGAGGAAGAUUGGAACAUGCUAUGCUACAAAUGGAUGCGAAACACCAAAUGAUAUUGCCUUAUAAUGAUCCUUUGGUGAAAUUGCUAUUUAAGACAGUUCAUGAAGAAAAUAAACAUCAAGCCUUGUUAAACGCAAUAAGACAGCGAUUCUGGCCAAUAAAAGGCAAGAUAACAGCAAGGUCUACCGUUCAAAGAUGCAUAAAAUGUAAUAGAGCGCGACCACAACUGUAUCCACAAAUAAUGGGUCCAGAAGAUCAUGAUAAUGCUAUAAUUGACAAAGAUAUAACUCAAGAAAGCACGAUUUCCCACAAGAAAAAAUCGGUAACAGAUGAACAUGGAAGAGAUGUCAUUCCGGCAAAAAGAGUGAGAAUUGCAAACAGUCCUAUAAUACUAUCAGUAUUAUUAACAUUGUUCCUAAUACCUAUGGUCCUGUGCAACAAUUUGAAAGUUACACAAUUUCACAAUGAUCCAGUAUUUUGAAGGGUUAGGAACAAUGAAAUUGAAUACAGCAGAAUGGAAGAUGUUAGUAUAUUAUGACUUAAAGCCCUUUGUUUCGGAAAUAGAGUCAUUGGCAUCCGGCUUACAAACGUUGCAGCAAAUGUGCCAUGUAAUGCAUCAGCAUGAGAUGUGCAACAUUUUUGUAAACAACCUGAAGCAGACGAAAAAUGAAUUACUACAAGACAAAGAAUUAUUCAUCAACAAACGUGUAAAAAGAUCUCCAUUCAACAUAAUUGGGAAUAUUGCGCACUCACUUUUUGGCGUUCUCGAUACGGACUAUGCGGAAGAAAUGUCAAAGACUAUCAACCAGGCAAAAGGCGAACAGGACCACAUAAUCAGUCUAUUGAAAAAUCAGACUUCAAUAAUUGAUUCAACUAUUAAUGUUAUAAAAAGAGAUGAGAUUAACACUCAUCAAAAAAUACGGGAGAUUUUGAAAAUGAUUGACAAACACAAUAACUAUAUAGCUGAAGAAUCCGCCCAAUUCAACAAUUCUCAACUGUUUGGACUUCUAUCAACGCAUUUGAUGUUAUCCGCAAUAAAGCUACAGAGAACACAGGCCGAAAUCAUUAAUGUACUUACGGAUACUCAUCAUGGAAAAAUAAGUCCCCUGUUAUUGGCUCCUCAACAAUUGAAAGAAGAAAUUAGUGUCAUUAAGGCUAAUCUUCCAAUUUCACAUGCGUUGCCAACAUCAGGUGACAAUUUGAUUCAACUUUAUAAGCUUAUGAGUGUCAAAGGGGCAGUUACAAAAUAUGAAAUCAUUUUUGAAGUGAAGAUGCCCUUAGUUAACCAACAGUUUUUUGAGUUGUUCAAAAUAGUUGCAGUUCCAACAAUACAAAAUGACACCUUAAUCGCCAUUCAACCAGAAACGGAAUACAUAUCUACCGAUGCACAUAGAGAAGAAUAUAUUCUUGUCAAAUCAGAGGAUAUUUCAAGCUGCCUCAAACCAAACGAUGAUGAAUAUAUUUGCAGAAAUCAGCAGUCAAAGCUCAAGAAAAAUGCACUUGUUAACCCUUGCGAGAUCAAUAUCUUCAAUAACCAAUCAACUAGCAAUUGCCGUCUUCACAAAAUUACUGGAACAGCAGUUUGGAGUCAAUUACAUCAUCAAAAUAAAUGGAUCUUUGCUACUACAGCCGAUAUUGAAUCUUCAAUGGUAUGCGGAUCUGAAACCAACCUCAUCAUCAUUAAAAAUUCCGGAAUAAUGGAAAUUGGUCCUACCUGCGUAAUAAAAAACAAAUUUGUUACGAUACAUGGACAUUUUGCAGCUUCCAGUAGUUUACAUACAUCCUAUGUAAGAUUGAAAGGCAUUCAAUAUAUAAGUCGACAAGAGGAAAUUGAAAAGGUUUCAACAAAUACCAAUACCACCUCUUACAAGAUUCAUCAAGAAGAAUUGGAUAAUAUACAAAAACAGUUGCAUGAAUCAACUCUAAAAACACCUACCACAAUUAAUUCACUCAUCAAAUCAACAUCAUCAAGCAGUUAGCUACGCAUCUUUAGCUUGCUGCAUUCUUAUUUUACUUGGCCUGCUGAGUUGGAGGAUCCACACAAAAUUUAAGAAGCCAUCUCAAUUCAUACCUACACCAGCUAUAAGAUCUCAUCAAUCAACAAUCGAUUUACAAUGGAGUCAUUCCCAUCGAUGUUACAAUGGAGUCAUUCCCACAUUCCCACAUCCAACCCAGGCGCAAUCAUUGAACAAUGUCAACGCGGCGGAGAAUGUUAAAACAUACAUAAAUAUUUUUUUUAUUGUUCUAUAAACAUACUUUAGAUUUAAUUACCAAAACCAAACAAUAAAUACAAAAUCAAACACACCUACAUAUUUUUAAGUUUUAAAACUGCUUAUACAGCAUUAUUAUAUCACAUAUUUGGACUAUUUUAUUGUUACAGUUAAUUUUCUUUAUUUUAGUUCAUUGGCCAUUGGUUCAUUCACUUUUGCAAUGUUUUUAAGUUUCUUUAACACAUUUAUUUAUUUUGCUUACAUAGCAUUUAAUGUCUACUAGUAACCGACCUACAUUACAAUUAAUUUAUAUCAGCAUUUAUCAAUAGCAUUUUUUAAUUAAUUAUGUUAAGAAAUUAUGUAUAUAAAGACAGCCAGAAAUAAAGAAAUUCAGUCGUCUUUUGUAGUGACUAAACUAAGAGUUUUAAUUACUAUCUAGGCGGCUUCCUUCAAGUUCAUGUGCUUGGAAGGAAAUUAAUUUGGAUACUAAGUGUCAGUUCAAAUUUAUGUGUUUGGAUUGAAUCGCACUAGAUCCUACUAUCAUAACACUAUUUUUAUGGCACUUAGAUGUUAUUGCACAAUGUCACUAACUUUUUCUUCCAUUGGAAUUUUAAUUUGGUGGCCAUCUGUUAUGAUCCCUGUUAGGCGGCGCUAGAGGGGACCUUCCGGUUAGCUAGUGGUCUCGGGUCUACGGUUCUCAACCCUUCCUCUUUUCUAGACCAUCAGGGCAAAUAUGAGUUGAACUUUACAAGACAAAAAAACAUACAUUUACACACAAUAAACCUGCUUUGACAUGGGAGUAUUGUUGCUCUACUCCCACAUUUUGCCCUCCCAAUCAUGGUUUCCACAUCUACCCGCUUCAAAUAUUAUUUGAAGCCCCACAUCACACACAUACACUCACCUUAUAACCUUUAGGAUUCCUCCCUGUUUACCAACAAAUUCACACAUAUUUUCUUUUAAAUAACAACUACAUUAAAACAUUUUUUUCGAUCGUUCCCAACACCUCACUUUCCCGCCCCUGCCGACCGAGAGGGCCACCUACCCAUAACGUAGGGAGCACGUACACCCCAUAGUCCGGAUUAUAGGGGGUUAGUAGACUUGGGAAACCGGCUACAUUAGAACAUCAGCCGGUUUAACAGUUAAAAGCAAUUAAAGUAUCUAACUUAACUACAGUAAAACUAAACAAUACAAAUACUAAAUCACAGAAACUAAGUCUGGCAACUAUUUUAUAAACUAAGAACGUAGGAUAGAGUUUCUUAUGACAUGCAAGGGUUCACACAAAGAAAUCGUGUUGUAUAAUUUAUUAUAAUCAGCACAUAAACUUCGGAGAGGAUUAUUUAUUUCAUAGUUCGUUUUUGCUAAUGUUAGUUUAAGUGGUAUAUAAUAACGCGUAUUUUGCGAGGGGACAUUGAAUUUUAUUUCACCAGUUAAAAACUCAGAAUCAAUUUGACCACGCAAAAGUUUCAUGAAAAAAAUUUAUCUUAGCAUUAAUCUCCUUUUCUCUAGUGUAGGAAGAUCGAUAAGUUGAAGCCUAUUCUCAUAAGGUGGGAGAAGUUCAUUUGAAUUCCAUCCUAAACCUCUCAUAGCAAACAAAAGAAAUUGAACCUGUACAGACUCUAUAUUUUUUGAACAUAUUUUAUAAAAAGGACUCCAAAGUACGCAGCCAUAUUCUAAAGUAGGUCGAACAAGGCGGAUAAAUAAGCGUUUGGUCACAUAAGGAUUGUCGAAUUCCUUUGACCAACGUUUUAUAAAUCCUAGUAAAGAUUUUGCUUUAUUAAUACAAGACUCAAUAUGUAAAUUAAAACGUAAUUUAUUAUCUAAUAUGACACCAAGAUCAAGAAACGAGUCAACAUUAUCCAAUUUGUAAGAACCAAUGAAAUAUUUGUAACAUUUAGAAUUUUUAGUGUUGUAUAAACUUCUAGCUUUUGUAUAAUUAGUAAGGUUUAUGGUAGAAGUGAUUUUUUUAAAUUUUUUUAAAUAACCUUCUUUUUAUGUUACGUAAGCGCCUAAGUCCAAACUACCUUCAAAACACCAAUUUAUAUUGGACAAUGUAGAACGCAACAGAUCAACGUUGCCAAAGUUUAACUUACGCGACUUAUUUUGAGAUGAAGUAUGUACUGUUUGAAUGUUACUAAGUUCAAUGGUUACCAUAAGAGUAGGAUGAUACAUAUCCUCUGGCUUUGAGAAAGGAGGGCAUCUGCACACAGAAGAAGUUAACGAUGAAGAAAAAAUUAAAUCUAAUAAUUUACCUUUCGCAUUAUAGAUAGAAUUUAUUUGAUAAAGACAUUGCUCAAAUAUGAUUUCCCAAAAAGAUGACAUCUCAGUAGAAAGUUCUGUAGAAGAUACUGGUACAUAAUCUACAGUAUCAAGACAUGGAUUUCUUUAUUCUAAUUUUGUAUCUUGCCUUUGUAGGCUAUUAUCCCUACAUGGACUUUCUAACACCAGACCUAAGGCAAUCAAAAAAGCUAAUGUCAUCAAUAUUAUUCCCGUCGAGGCUAUAAAGGGGACCUAAAACGUAUUUAGUCGAAUAGCUUCUUCUUUACAAAAUUCUUACCCUAAGAGAGCUCACUUAAGAAAGAUUUUAGUCUGAUAUUAUUUACUACGUCAAAGCCUUUUCUAGCGUUCUUCAGGAAAAAUAAGUUACACCUAAAAAACCAGGUGUCCGGCAUUAAAAAAUUCUAACAAUAAAAAAUCAAAUACUUAUAACUAGAACAAACACACAGACAACACAUUAACACAGAAAAAAUAUUUUUUUUAUAACCGCCACGGAAUUUCUCUCUCAGAUCUUAGCAACGAUCGAUGUUAUUAUAGUGGGUUACAUCUUUCCAAUGUCAUUCUCUUAUCCUUUACCCUUUUUAAUGGUGUGAUAAAGUGGGUGUUCAGGAUGAUUUCGUCAACAGAAUAAAUUAAUAAUAACAGAAUAAAUUAAUUGUUGGCGGUUUGCUGGUCAACUUGGCACAAAGGCACUUGGUCCUCAAUUCCCGACCCAAAAGAAAUCACUGACCCCCCUUUCGCUGUACUUGAGGCCAGUGGAAAUUGUGGUUUGAUGAUGAACCUACAGCGAAUUCCAUCGCUGACUCACAAUAAAACCUCUACACGAACUUAAAUAACACUUACUUUAAUCUCUUGCCCCGUUUUUUUUUUGUUUUAAAAUUUUAACCACAUAUGUCCUUUUUAAUUUGUUUGGAAUUUGAACAGACUUAUUUUAAAAUUCACCAACGAAACUUGCCAACAAUAAAACAAAUUGUAUUUACUUAGUUUUCCGCGUUUUGCUUUAUAUACCGGUUUCCACUUUCCUCUAUUUUUCCUAAUUUUUCACGACAUUUUAAAACUCAUAUAAAUGGCUUCAGCUACAUUUAGUUUACUACAUAUCAAGGAAUAUAGCCAUUAAAAUGCAGAUGUACAGGGCGGCCAUUUUAGCUCUCGCUAACCCACUGAACAUACCCCAGAGAGAGGUUGCCUGAAAUGAAAUUACCUGAAAAGAAAGAGGUUGCCUGGAAAGAAUGAGGUUGCAUGAAAAGAAGAGAGAAGAAAGAAUAUUAAUAUUUUAAUGAAAUCAACAUUUUUACAAUGUAUUUUGUUUUGUUUUUUUUUUGUUAAUACCUUGCUUUUAUGUUCAUCUAAUUUUCACUAAAGGGGAAAACAAGCAGUUUAAGUUUAGUGUCUACUUACUACAUUGGGUACAGGAUUCCACUCAGAGUUCGGCCACGAUCUGCAUUGUUUGACCUUUUCUGAAAAUACAAGAAAAGAAACGUUAUAAAAAGGUUCUGCAGUGUGUUCGGAAUGUAAUUACAACGCUACCCCCACGAACUUGAACAUUUUACUUACACAUUAAAAAGAGCCGCCUCCAGAUCCAGAUAAAAAAUCUUCAUCAGCCGCCAGAUAUUGCCCACAUAAAAACUGUAUGAAAAGAAAGAGGUUGCCUGAAAUGAAAUUACCUGAAAAGGAAGAGGUUGCCUGAAAA
Musca domestica (house fly) is the source of this 19032-nucleotide messenger RNA. RefSeq lists its product as uncharacterized. NCBI's taxonomy places the organism in Eukaryota, Metazoa, Arthropoda, Insecta, Diptera, Muscidae. The transcript has 13 exons. Gene Ontology annotation, biological process: proteolysis. The record is from RefSeq and is a predicted model, not a curated record. The coding region runs from base 8567 to 13339 and encodes 1590 amino acids. Gene Ontology annotation, molecular function: aspartic-type endopeptidase activity.